AUGGACGACCAGAAGACCCGAUCUAGUUUCUGGGGUACCUGGAACCCGAAGCGGUGGGGCAGUAUCUUUGCGAUUUACUACAACAAACCCAAGGAGACAAUGGAAAUGGUAGCGAGCGUCGCGCCCGCCGAGGACGCCGCUGCAGCGGAUGUGGAGCGCCAGAUUGAGGAGUCAGUGCUCCGCACCGCAGAGAUGUUUGCGCUUACGAAACGCAGCGCUGCCUCGGCCUUCGACUACGCGCCCAGCAAGAAGGUGCGUGUGCGGACCAAGCUGAACAACACAUACCUGCUGAACUUCCCGAAGGCGCUGCUGGAGCCGAAAACCACGGACACUGCGACUGUUGACGUAGCCCCCACAGCUACAGAGGUGGCAACUCUAGCAGCUCCGGGCCCUGCUCCUGCUCCGGCGGAUGUGGUGGUGGGCGGCCAUCAGGUGCCCUCAGCUCCUGGAGUUUCAAUUGCAGAAGAGGACUCGACAGCGGAGAAGCCGUCGUUCGUGGACCAGGUGGCGAAAGAGGCCGAGGAGGAGCUGGCGCUCAAGAAGCGGAAGAUUGCGGCGGCGAAUGUCAACGGAGAUGCCUCCUCGGCGGUCGUAGAGUACAAGAAGCAGGCAGAGACGGCAGCUCAGUUCGGCACGAGCGCCAUCGUGCGUCGCCGCGCGACGGAGGUGCCCAAGCCCAAGUGGCACGCGCCGUGGAAGCUGAAGCGCGUGAUCGCUGGACACCUCGGCUGGGUGCGCUCAAUUUCUGUGGACCCGACCAACGAUUGGUUCGUCACGGGCUCGGCCGACCGCACAAUCAAGGUUUGGGACUUGGCCUCAGGGCAGCUGAAGCUUACGCUGACGGGCCACAUCAACGCCAUUCGCGGCUUGGAGGUGAGCCCGCGCCACCCGUAUCUCUUCUCUGCCGGCGAAGACAAGAAGGUGCUGUGCUGGGACCUUGAGUACAACAAGGUGAUUCGGAGUUACCACGGCCAUUUGUCCGGCGUAUUCUCGCUGAAGGUGCAUCCGACGCUGGACAUUCUUGUCACUGGCGGUCGUGAUGCCGUCGCCCGAGUAUGGGAUAUGCGGACCAAGAACCAAAUCCACGUGCUUUCUGGCCACCAGGGUACAGUGUGGGCCAUGGAGACGCAAGCGACGGACCCGCAGAUUAUCACGGGCUCUAGUGAUAGCACAGUCAAGCUGUGGGAUCUCGCCGCUGGUAAGGUGAUGACAACGCUGACAAACCACAAGAAGGCUAUCCGUGCCGUCACCAAGUCUCCAAUGGACCACACGUUCAUGACGGGUGCCGCUGACAACAUGAAGAAGUGGGAGGCGAAGGAAGGCCGCUUCCUGCGCAACUUCUCGACGCACAACGCUAUCAUCAACUCGAUUUCGAUCAACCAGGACGGCGUCAUGGCCUCGUGCGGCGACAACGGGUCCAUGAACUUUUGGGACUACCAGACGGGCUACUGCUUCCAGAGCGACUCGACCAAGGCGCAGCCCGGUUCGCUGGACAGCGAGACGGGCAUCUUCGCGUCCACCUUCGACAAGACUGGCCUGCGGUUCAUCACGUGCGAGGCGGACAAGACCAUCAAGGUGUGGCAGGAGGACAGCUCCGCGUCGGAGGAGUCGCACCCGAUCGACAUGGCUCAGUGGACCAAGGACUUCACGGCCCCAAAGAGAUACUAA
This is a messenger RNA of Phytophthora sojae, 1668 nucleotides long. RefSeq lists its product as hypothetical. Gene Ontology annotation, biological process: mRNA splicing, via spliceosome. Lineage: Eukaryota; Oomycota; Peronosporomycetes; Peronosporales; Peronosporaceae. The coding region runs from base 1 to 1668 and encodes 555 amino acids. The transcript has 9 exons. Gene Ontology annotation, cellular component: precatalytic spliceosome; catalytic step 2 spliceosome; Prp19 complex. The record is from RefSeq and is a predicted model, not a curated record. Gene Ontology annotation, molecular function: protein binding.